Messenger RNA from Carassius gibelio (silver crucian carp), 6804 nucleotides. RefSeq names its product NACHT, LRR and PYD domains-containing protein 3. NCBI's taxonomy places the organism in Eukaryota, Metazoa, Chordata, Actinopteri, Cypriniformes, Cyprinidae. Gene Ontology annotation, molecular function: protein binding. Bases 89 to 4954 code for a protein of 1621 amino acids. The transcript has 27 exons. The record is from RefSeq and is a predicted model, not a curated record.
CUUUGGGUUCAUCAAAGUGAAAGUAGAAUCCAUCGGUUUAUAAUCGGAUUUUAAUGAAAACGGAAACCUCUUUACACAGUUUUUUUUAAUGGAACCAGAUGGAAAUCCGGAUCAUGAGAAACUAUCCACAGAUAUGUUUCUACACAGACCAGAUCCUCCAGAACCCAGCUGUGUGUCCAUGAAGAGCGACUGGUCAAUGGAUCAUCCACUUAAGCUUAGUGGACACACUGAAAAGUCUAGACCAGAACCCAGCUGUGUGUCCAUGAAGAGCGACUGGUCAAUGGAUCAUCCACUUAAGCUUAGAGGACACACUGAUCUUGGGUUUAGACCAGAUCCUCCAGAACCGAGCUGUGUGUCCAUGAAGAGCGACUGGUCAAUGGAUCAUCCACUUAAGCUUAGUGGACACACUGAAAAGUCUAGACCAGAUCCUCCAGAACCGAGCUGUGUGUCCAUGAAGAGCGACUGGUCAAUGGAUCAUCCACUUAAGCUUAGUGGACACACUGAAAAGUCUAGACCAGAUCCUCCAGAACCGAGCUGUGUGUCCAUGAAGAGCGACUGGUCAAUGGAUCAUCCACUUAAGCUUAGUGGACACACUGAAAAGUCUAGUUCAGUCCAGAAGCACAGACCAGAGUCAUCUGAACUCAGCUGUGUGUCCAUGAAGAGCGACUGCUCACUAGAUCCUCCACUGAACUUCAGAGGACACACUGGUCCUAGGUUUAGAAUGACUGUCCAGCAGCACAGACCAGAGUCAUCUGAACUCAGCUGUGUCUCCAUGAAGAGUGACUGCUCACUAGAUCCUCCACUGAACUUCAGAGGACACACUGGUCCUAGGUUUAGUUCAGUCCAGAAGCACAGACCAGAGUCAUCUGAACUCAGCUGUGUGUCCAUGAAGAGCGACUGCUCACUAGAUCCUCCACUGAACUUCAGAGGACACACUGGUCCUAGGUUUAGUUCAGUCCAGAAGCACAGACCAGAGUCAUCUGAACCCAGCUGUGUGUCCAUGAAGAGUGACUGCUCACUAGAUCCUCCACUGAACUUCAGAGGACACACUGGUCCUAGGUUUAGUUCAGUCCAGAAGCACAGACCAGAGUCAUCUGAACCCAGCUGUGUGUCCAUGAAGAGCGACCGGUCAAUGGAUCCUCCACAUAACUUCAGAGGACACACUGGUCCUAGGUUUAGUUCAGUCCAGAAGCACAGACCAGAGUCAUCUGAACCCAGCUGUGUGUCCAUGAAGAGCGACCGGUCAAUGGAUCCUCCACAUAACUUCAGAGGACACACUGGUCCUAGGUUUAGUUCAGUCCAGAAGCACAGACCAGAGUCAUCUGAACCCAGCUGUGUGUCCAUGAAGAGCGACCGGUCAAUGGAUCCUCCACAUAACUUCAGAGGACGCACUGGGCCUAGGUUUAGUUCAGUCCAGAAGCACAGACCAGAGUCAUCUGAACCCAGCUGUGUGUCCAUGAAGAGCGACCGGUCAAUAGAUCCUCCACAUAACUUCAGAGGACACACUGGUCGUAGGUUUAGUUCAGUCCAGAAGCACAGACCAGAGUCAUCUGAACCCAGCUGUGUGUCCAUGAAGAGUGACUGCUCAAUGGAUCCUCCAUUUCACUUCAGAGGACACCCUGAUUUUGGGUUUAGUUCAGUCCAGAAGCACAGACCAGAGUCAUCUGAACCCAGCUGUGUGUCCAUGAAGAGCGACCGGUCAAUGGAACAUCCACUGAACUUCAGAGGACACACUGGUCAUAGGUUUAGGCAUGGCCCUCAACGUGAACCCCUCAAGUUAUUCAGAUCAAAUCUGGGGAGGAAGUUUGAGUGUCUGUGUGAGGGAACAGUGACGCAGGGAAACCCAACACUGCUGAAUGAGAUCUACACAGAGCUGUACAUCACAGAGAGUGAGAGCGGAGAGAUCAAUAAUGAGCAUGAGGUGAGACAGAUUGAGACACAGUCCAGGAGAGCAGCAACAGAGGACACAGCCAUCAAAUGCAGAGACAUCUUCAGACCUUUACCUGGACAAGACAAACCCAUCAGAACUGUGCUGACAAAGGGAGUCGCUGGCAUUGGAAAAACAGUCUCUGUGCAGAAGUUCAUCCUGGACUGGGCUGAAGGACAAGAGAAUCAGGACGUCCAGCUCAUAUUUCCACUUCCUUUCAGAGAGAUCAACCUGAUGAAGGACAAAACACUCAGUCUUUUGGAUCUGUUGCAUAUUUUCUUUCCUGAAACCAAAGAAAUGAAACCAUUCAGUGGUGAAUAUAAAGUGUUGUUCAUCUUUGAUGGUCUGGACGAGUGCCGUCUUCCCUUAAACUUUGACUGCAGUGAAACUCUACAGGAUGUGACCAAAGAGACAUCAGUGGACGAGCUGCUGAUGAACCUCAUUGAGGGGAAUCUGCUUCCCUCUGCUCUCAUCUGGAUCACCUCCAGACCAGCAGCAGCUGAUCUAGUCCCCUCUGAGUGUGUCCAUCGAGUGACAGAGAUACGAGGCUUCAGUGAUCCACAGAAGGAGGAAUACUUCUGGAAGAGAAUCAGUGAUCAGGGUCUGGCCGAGAGGAUCAUCUCACACCUGAAGUCAUCAAGGAGCCUCUUCAUCAUGUGCCACAUCCCUGUCUUCUGCUGGAUCUCAGCCGCUGUUCUGGAGAAGAUGAUGAAGAAAUCAUGGAGAGGAGAGAUUCCCAAGACUCUCACUCAGAUGUACACACACUUCCUGAUCAUUCAGACCAACAUCAAACACGAGAAGGACUAUGAGAAGAACGUGAAGGAUGAAGACAUGAUCCUCAAACUGGGGAAACUGUCUUUCCAGCAGCUUGUGAAAGGAAACCUGAUCUUCUAUGAGGAAGACCUGAGAGAGUGUGGCAUUGAUGCGACAGAAGCAUCAGUUUACUCAGGAUUGUGCACUCAGAUCUUCAGAGAGGAGUUGGGCUUGUAUCAGGGGAAAGUCUUCUGCUUUGUUCAUCUGAGCAUUCAGGAGCAUCUCGCAGCUCUAUAUGUGCUGCUUUCAUUCCUGCUGGACAAGAGAGAUGUGCUCAAUGAAAACCUCAGCUCAAAAUAUUCACACGAGUUCACACGUCACACAAUAUCUGACCUGCAUCAGAGAGCCGUGGACAAGGCUUUACAGAGGAAGAACGGACAUCUGGACCUUUUCCUCCGAUUUCUUCUGGGUCUCUCGCUGGAGUCCAAUCAGACGCUUCUGAAAGGUCUUCUGACACGCAUUGUAAACAUCCCGUUCAGUGAAGAGGAAACGAUUGAGUACAUUAAAACAAGAAUAAAACUGAAUCGCUCACCAGAGAAAUCCAUCAAUCUGUUCCACUGUUUAAAUGAACUCGGUGACCAGUCUCUCGUCAGUGAAGUCCAGAAGUAUCUCAGCUAUGGAGGUCUGUCAGGAGCCAAACUGUCCUCGACACAGUGGUCAGCUGUUAUCUUUGUUUUGUUGACCUCAGAGCAGUUGGAUACAUUUUAUUUGAGUAAAUACAUAAGCAGAGCCCAAAACCCAAGACCAAACCACAUGACACCUGAUAAACUUCUUCUGAAGCUCUUGCCUGUCGUUGAAGCCUCCAGAUCAGCAGAGUUGUGUGAUUGUGGCGUCACAGCUGAAGGUUGUUCUGCUCUGAGGUCAGCUCUGAGAUCAAACUCCUCACAGCUGAGAAAACUGGAUCUGACUGGGAAUAAAGUAGGAGUUAAAGGUCUGAAGCUGAUCUCUGAUGCACUGAAGGAUCCUCACUGUAAACUGGAGACACUGAGGUUGUGGGAGUGUGGCGUCACAGAUGAAGGUUGUUCUGCUCUGAGUUCAGCUCUGAGAUCAAACUCCUCACAGCUGAGAGAACUGGAUCUGACUGGGAAUAAAGUAGGAGAUACAGGAGUGAAGCUGAUCUCUGAUGCACUGAAGGAUCCUCACUGUAAACUGGAGAAACUGGGGUUGUGGGAGUGUGGCGUCACAGAUGAAGGUUGUUCUGCUCUGAGUUCAGCUCUGAGAUCAAACUCCUCACAGCUGAGAGAACUGAGUCUGUCUCACAAUAGAGUAGGAGAUACAGGAGUGAAGCUGAUCUCUGAUGCACUGAAGGAUCCUCACUGUAAACUGGAGGAACUGAGGUUGUGGAGUUGUGGCGUCACAGAUGAAGGUUGUUCUGCUCUGAGUUCAGCUCUGAGAUCAAACUCCUCACCGCUGAGAGAACUGAAUCUGUCAUGGAAUAAAGUAGGAGAUACAGGAGUGAAGCUGAUCUCUGAUGCACUGAAGGAUCCUCACUGUAAACUGGAGACACUGGGGUUGAUUCAUUGUGGCAUCACAGAUGAAGGUUGUUCUGCUCUGAGUUCAGCUCUGAGAUCAAACUCCUCACAGCUGAGAAAACUGAAUCUAACUAGGAAUAAUGUAGGAGAUACAGGAGUGAAGAUGAUCUCUGAUGCACUGAAGGAUCCUCACUGUAAACUGGAGAAACUGAGGUUGAAUAGUUGUGACAUCACAGAUGAAGGUUGUUCUGCUCUGAGUUCAGCUCUGAGAUCAAACUCCUCACAGCUGAGAGAACUGGAUCUGACUGGGAAUAAAGUAGGAGAUGCAGGAGUGAAGCUGAUCUCUGAUGCACUGAAGGAUCCUCACUGUAAACUGGAGAAACUGUGGUUGAAUAGUUGUGGCGUCACAGAUGAAGGUUGUUCUGCUCUGAGUUCAGCUCUGAGAUCAAACUCCUCACAGCUGAGAGAACUGGAUCUGACUGAGAAUAAAGUAGGAGGUGCAGGAGUGAAGCUGAUCUCUGAUGCACUGAAGGAUCCUCACUGUAAACUGGAGAAACUGUGGUUGAGUAAGUGUGGCGUCACAGAUGAAGGUUGUGCUGCUCUUAGUUCAGCUCUGAGAUCAAACUCCUCACAGCUGAGAGAACUGGAUCUGUCAUGGAAUGAUCUAGAACAGUCAAGUUUGAACCUGCUCUCUGCUUUAAAAGAUGAUCCAUGUUACAAACUGGAGAAACUGAUGUACUAAAUGAUGGAGAAUAUGGAUCAGGACAGACACAUUGAAUCCAACAGAUUCAUCAGAACUGAAGUCAAUGAUCAAGCGCUGAUGUGUGUGAGUUACAGGAGUUUAGAGACACUUUCACUAUUACUUGGAUUUUAACAACAGCAACUGCGCACAGACAAACCCCAAAGUUUGUAAAGGGUCUGCUACUUUUAUUUGAUUUUUUUUUAUCUACUCACAAUAAAAACUCAAAGCUGCAGAAAAACAGGAUGCUCUUUCUGAUGCCUCCAAUCUCCUUUUUAUCUUAAAAAUGAACAAUGUAGAUAAGCAUGUACAUGUUUUUUUUAGUUAUGAUAUUUCAGACCUUACAUUGCCAUUUACACCUUACAUCAGACAGCAGAGGAUUUGUAAUAUUUAGAAUGAAAUAUGUUUUGCUUGAUAUAUAAACACCUUUUUAAUAUAUCUAAAUAUCGAAAAACAAGUAUGUGUAUUUUACACUGUAUGAUAUGAUAAAAUCUAAAUUGUAUAUGUUGUAUGAGAUGUGUGUGUGUAUAUAUACUAAUAUUAUUGUAACAAUUUGUUCUUAAUACAGUGUAAUGACACUGUAGUCAUUAAUAAUAAUAUCUCCAGGCCCUAAAACACAUCUGAGGAUUAAGCUCUGAUAUGUUUAAAACAAUCUUUAUUAGGGGUGUAACGGUACGUGUAUUCGUAUCGGAUCGUUUCGGUACAGGGCUUUUGGUACGGUGCACGUGUGUACCAAAUGCAAUAUUUUGUGGGAGAAACAUAUGCAUUUUCGUGUUUCUAAACGAACAUAUUAAGUGGCGGAAGUCUCCGCGUUCAGCGCAAAUCCUGCCCUGCAGCUUAUUCUAAGGCCGGUGACACACUGGCUGCGUGGCGUGUGCAUGGCUUUUCUGCUGCGUGACGGCUGCUUCGCGUUUUCUGUGUCUUUUACACACCAGAAUCGUUCCUGACGCGGCGCUGGUGUGCUGCUGCUACUGUAGGUGACAUAGAGGGAAACCGCCAACAGUCCAGGAUCUUGUCUUCACGACGACAAUAUAUAUACUUCAUGUUGAGCAUAAAUAUAAAGCCUACUGAUAAAGGACACAGUCAACAGCAUUGACGGCAAAAUAGACUAUGUUUGACAGGUGCAAUAUGGCAGUGUGUCACUGGCCUAAGGUUUUCAAAAGGCAUCACGUGAGUGUGAACAUCACUACAACCAGGAAAAAAAUGAUUGUAAUUCAAACGCAGCUCCCGUCGGCAUUAAAACAGACCUUUGCUCUUAAUUCCGAUCAGUCCAACUCUAUAAUGAAAUCUGAAUCUGAGGUCUAAAAACUGAAACGGUUAAUGCUGCACUUUACACUUUGGAAAAGUUAUAUAUAUAUAUAUAUAUAUAUAUAUAUAUAUAUAUUUUUUUUUUUUUUAAUAUGAGCAGGCCUACAAGCUGGGAUUGGUAAUGCUGCAAUGUAAUCAUAGUUACUUAUUUAUAUUUUUCAUUAUAUUUUAUUAUAUGAUAUUGGUUUGAGACUGAGAGUAUUUUAUUUAGUGGAGAACUUUGCAGCAGUAUUUUAUUUUCUAUUCUUUUUUUAUUUUAAAUAUAUUGUAUUAAAAAGUAUUUUAAAAUGGGUAAACAAAUUGUUUAAAAAAAGUUUAUAGUAAUAAACAACCUGCAGUUUAAUGUUCGCAUUUCUUUCCCUUACUGUACUGAAAAUGAACCGAACCGUGACUUUAAAACCGAGCUACGUACCGAACUUUUUUUUUUUUUUUUUUGCGUACCGUAACACCCCUAAUCUUUAUGAUAUUUCAGAUGAUUAUAUUGUAUAUGAAUGUAAAGUAUUUUUUGUACAUAAGAUUUAUUAAACUCUUCCUCAGUGAAGUUG